Molecule: messenger RNA, 639 nt
Organism: Homarus americanus (American lobster)
Lineage: Eukaryota; Metazoa; Arthropoda; Malacostraca; Decapoda; Nephropidae
Product: splicing factor 3A subunit 2-like
Exons: 1
Coding region: 1-639 (212 amino acids)
Source: RefSeq, a predicted model, not a curated record
AUGAAAAUAUGUUUUUCUAAAAAUUUCAGGUGGGCUACACCCCGGCGUCAGGCGGGCUACACCGCGGCGUCAGGCGGGCCACACCCCGGGGUCAGGCGGGCUACACCCCGGGCCAGGCGGCUACACCGGCGUCAGGCGGGCUACACCCCGGCGUCAGGCGGGCUACACCCCGGCGUCAGGCGGGCUACACCUCGGCGUCAGGCGGCUACACUCGGCGGCUACACCCCGGCGUCAGGCGGCCACACCCCGGGGUCAGGGGGCUACACUCGGCGUCAGGCGGCUACACCCCGGCGUCAGGCGGGCUACACCCCGGCGUCAGGCGGCCACACCUCGGCGUCAGGGACUACACCCCGGCGUCAGGCGGCUACACCCCGGCGUCAGGCGGGCUACACCUCGGCGUCAGGCGGGCUACACCCCGGCGUCAGGCGGGCUACACCCCGGCGUCAGGCGGGCUACACUCGGCGUCAGGCGGGCUACACCGGCGUCAGGCGGGCUACACCCCGGCGUCAGGUGGGCUACACCCCGGCGUCAGGCGGGCUACACCGCGGCGUCAGGCGGGCCACACCCCGGGGUCAGGUGGGCCACAUUUGGCCCGCAGGCCUCACUUUGGAUGCUCCUGAUAUAGACGCAACAAAAUGA